This is a messenger RNA of Macadamia integrifolia, 2527 nucleotides long. Its product is annotated as MICOS complex subunit MIC60. Lineage: Eukaryota; Viridiplantae; Streptophyta; Magnoliopsida; Proteales; Proteaceae. The transcript is spliced from 12 exons. Gene Ontology annotation, biological process: cristae formation. Gene Ontology annotation, cellular component: MICOS complex. The record is from RefSeq and is a predicted model, not a curated record. The coding region runs from base 16 to 2253 and encodes 745 amino acids.
AGUAGAGACUCAAAAAUGAAAAUUCCCUGCAGUCCCUCCUUGUUAGCGAGGGAUUUUCCAGCAACACUGUCGAUUCUGGAAUCUGGACAAGGGAAAGAGAGAGUCUACCCUGCAAUUUUGCAGCCUUCGAAGUUCGAACCUCAAGAAAAAGUCUUCAAUGGGGGGAAGUUAUCAAUAAAAUCAAAAGUAGCAGCAGCUGGACUCGCCCACCUCGCUCCAUCUCCAGCUUUAUCCCAGACAUCGACGAUGAUGCGAAGGUGCAUUUUAGAGUUUUCUAGCAGCAGAUCUGUAAGGCGGAUCCCUAGGCAGAUUACAACCCAGAAACCAUUUUGGCUUAUUUCGAGAAAAGAAUUGUCAGUUGCAUCUCAACAAAAUGCAUCACAAAGAGCUGGUUCCGCAGGCAAACCACCUGAAUCAGGGAGUAAUAUCUCAAAAGUUGUCAUUGGAAGUAUUGCAGUUGGUGCUGUUGUCGUGGCAGCUUAUCAAACUGGCUAUUUAGGUCAACCUCCUUUCAAAGAUUAUUUUUCUAUAGAGACUAAGUAUGGCGGUGAUAAUGAAAUUCCGAAGGGCACUGAAAGUUUAGGAGAACAAGUUUUUCAUAAAAACAAUCAAGGGACAACCGGUUCAAGAACUGACGUGGGACAUAUUGGCGAAAACAAUGAGGUUCACCUGGAUCUUCCUACUUCUCAGGAUCUGAGAACAAAGGAAGAUGUAAACCAGGUCCAGGAUAAAGUGGAAGUGUCACCUGUGGAAGAUACAAUUCCUGUUCAAGAGAAAGAAUUUCCAAGUUCUCAUCAAGAUAGUAUCACAGUUGAUAGUCUAAGUCCUCAUUCUGAUGAAUUUCCAAGUUCUCAUCAAGAUAGUACCACACUUGAUGGUCAAAGUCCUCAUUCUGAUAUAUCAGUUGAAGAAGGUUCUGAUUUGAAAAACAUUGGAAAUGGUUUUACGCAUGCAGAAGCUAGCAAGGAACAUAACAAGGGAGAUGACACUGCACCUAUUUUUCCUGACACAAAGGCAGUUCCUGAAGAAGCUGAGAGUAAAACAACUCCAGUUCAUCAGCUUUCCACAAAUGACAUUCCAGAGGAUAAACUAGGUAAAGAUGCAGAGCCAUCAAGUGCCCUUCUUGAUGCAUAUUUUCUACAGGAAAAGGAUGAAAGAAAACCUGAGAUUUCCUCAAGUGGAGAGGGUUAUGCACCCUUCUCCCCCAAAAAAGAGGCUUCAUUAGGAGUGACUGAUGAUUUGAAGAAUGCUUACAUUUCUGAGGAUGGGAAGUUGGUUCUUGAUUUCUUAGAAGCUAUUCAUGCUGCGGAAAAAACGCAAGCAGAGUUGGAUGCUCGUGUUUUUACUGAAGAAAGGAGGACGUUGAAGGAAAAGUAUGAGAAAGAACUAAAGGAUGCACGGGCUAGGGAGCUUAUGUAUGCCGAAGAGGCAGCGAUAUUGGAUAAGGAGUUAAACAAAGAAAAAGCAAAGAAUCUAGCUAAUAUCAAGUCACUUCAAGAAAAAGCAGAAGAGAAUCUUAAGAUGGAACUGGAACGCAAGGAAAACGAAGUAGAAUUGCAGCUGAAGAAGGUUCAGGAGUUGGCAAAAGCAGAACUGGCUGCAGCUAUUGCAAGUGAGAAAGCAUCACAGAUUGAAAAAAUGGCAGAAGCAAAUCUGAAUAUAAAUGCCUUAUGCAUGGCAUUUUAUGCUCGAUCCGAAGAGGCUCGCCAAACUCACUCUGUUCACAGGCUUGCACUGGGAGCCCUUGCAUUGGAAGAUGCACUAGCUAAAGGAUUGCCAAUUCAGACUGAAAUAAAUGUUUUGCACGCUCAUCUAGAAGGCAUUGAUAAAGACUCACUUCUAGGUUUGGUCCUUUCAUCUCUCCCAGAAGAAACACUGAAGGCUGGAGCAGAUACUCAAUUGCAAUUGAAUGAGAAGUUUGAUUCCUUGAAAGGUUUGCUGCGGCAUUACAGUCUCAUCCCAUCAGGUGGUGGUGGCAUCUUGGCUCAUUCUUUAGCUCAUGUUGCAUCUUGGUUAAAGGUGAAAGAAGAUCAAUCUGGUGAUGGAAUUGAGUCUGUUAUCAGUAGAGUUGAGAGCUUCUUGGCCGAAGGGAAGCUUGCUGAAGCAGCAGAAGCCCUUGAGCAAGGGGUCCAUGACAGCCAAGCAGAGGAAAUUGUUGGUGAUUGGGUGAGACGAGCAAGGAACAGGGCAAUCACCGAGCAAGCACUAUCCCUUCUUCAAUCUUAUGCUACUUCCUUGAGCCUUACAUAUUGAAUUUUGCUUCCCCAAAUUCCUUAAGAAUAGAUUUUGGCCUUUGUAGUAUUCCCACAUCCACAGUUGUACUGAAUCGUUCUGUCUUCCCUUCGAUUCUGGAUGCAGAGGAUAUCAGACUCCUCCCCCUUUCUUGGUUCGAGGGGGGAGGUGAGGUGGGGUUGGGUAGUUGAGCAACUCAGACCUGAGAUUUGACAUGGAAGAGCAAUUCCUCACUCCGACAUUGAGUGCAUUUGUUUAAAUACUAUCAAUAAAAUGUUUAUAUUGACGAAGAAAA